Asterias rubens (European starfish) is the source of this 3147-nucleotide messenger RNA. RefSeq names its product E3 ubiquitin-protein ligase MIB1-like. The record is from RefSeq and is a predicted model, not a curated record. The coding region runs from base 93 to 2258 and encodes 721 amino acids. Lineage: Eukaryota; Metazoa; Echinodermata; Asteroidea; Forcipulatida; Asteriidae. Gene Ontology annotation, cellular component: cytoplasm. Gene Ontology annotation, biological process: protein ubiquitination. Gene Ontology annotation, molecular function: protein binding; ubiquitin-protein transferase activity; zinc ion binding. The transcript has 16 exons.
CGGAGUUCUGGACCACAGCUUGUUUAUGGGAGCUGAGUUCCUAAAUAUAUUCUGCUUGGCGAAUCUGGUACCGUAUUUGCAAAGACUGAGAGAUGUUGAAGGGGUUGCGAGUUGUUCGAGGCCCGGACUGGAAAUGGAACGACCAGGACGGAGGCAGAGGUUGCGUGGGAACAGUCAUCCCAACACCUGAGAAAAAAAGUAGUAAUGCGGUAGUGUGCUGGGAUUCGGGUGUUAAGGCCACAUAUCGUGUUUCUGAUGGAAGUUUUGAUCUACGGAUCUACGACAAUGGACCAAUGGGUGUGAAGCACUCCAAUGUAACCUGCGAUUGUUGUGGCCAAGAUGGUAUACUCGGGAUCCGCUGGAAAUGCCGCCAGUGUGGCGAUUACGACUUGUGCCAUAGCUGUUACCAUCGUGAUAAACACAACUUACAGCAUCCAUUCUCCAGGAUCGACACCGAGAAUACAACGGGCGUUGAUGUUCCCUGUCGAGCAGGGGCUACGAAGUGGAGAGCUUUGGGUCUUUUCCCUGGAGCCCAUGCGAUCAGAGGACCCGAUUGGACAUGGGGUGAUCAAGACGGAGGGGCGGGGUCUGUCGGUAAGGUCACUGACUUUGAUUCUACUGACGGCUCGUAUCGUUCUUGGGUCAAGGUCACAUGGCCCAACGGUAAGAAAAACGUCUACCGAUGUGGCGACGCCGGCAAGAUGGAGUUGAAGUACAAAGAGAAAGAGACGAAUGGAGACUUCUACAAAGAUCACCUUCCAGUCUUUGACGGCACUAAAAUACGCCCGUAUGUGAAUUCUGGUGACAAGGUCCGUUUGGUUAACAUGGAAACUUCAAAAUUGAAGGAACUACAACUCACGAGAUGUGGAUGGGACGACGAUAUAAUAAAAGUCAAAGGUGAGGUCGGUGAGGUGAUUAUGGUUGACCACGAUGGUGACGUCAAAGUAAAAUUUGAUGACUCUACUUUCUUCGUGAAUCCUCUGUGUUUGAUGCUGGAGAAGAAGAGUGCAUCUGCUGAAGGAGUUUCUUUACACGAGCUUGGAGGACUAGGUGAUUUGAUGGCUUUGAUGCUCAAAAGUCAACUUUCGUCGGCUCUGCAUGGAUUGAUGGAAGGACAAAGUUCACCAAGGGGCAUGUCCCUCUUCAACGCGGCAGUAGAGGGCGAUGUCGGAAAAGUGCGGGAAAUCAUCAACGACAACGCCGCUGCGGUGAAGUUUAAGAAUGACAAGGGACAGACCCCAUUAAUGGCGGCUGCUAACAAGGGACACCUCGAUGUCGUCAGAGCCUUGGUGCAGCACAAUGCUCCACUUGAUGUAAAGGACAACGAUGGCGACACGGCACUCACUUUUGCGGUGAUUGGAGACAACCCGAGCAUUGUGGAGUUUCUUUUGGAUCAAGGCAGCAACAUCAACACAUCAGAUAAGAAAGGGGUGACCCCUCUCCACGUGGCAACAGGCAGAGGUUACUCGUCAUGCGCAGAAAAGAUUCUGACGCACAAGUCGGGAUGUAACGUCAACUGCAAAACAGAAGAAGGCCACACCCCAUUGUUCUUUACCAUUGAAAAGAACGAGUCUCGCAACAUUCAACUUUUGGUUCAACAUCCACGUGUCGAUCUCAAAAUGGUGGAUGCUAAAGGUUUCAACAGUUUGCAUUUCGCAGCCAUAAAAAACAGCAGAUAUGCCGUUGAGAGGAUUUUGCAGAAAGCACCAGGUAUGCUCAACAUGCAGAAAUCUGACGGCUUCACUGCACUGCACCUCGCUGCUUUGAACGACCACCCAGAAAUUGUGUUAACCCUUGUUAAACGGGUAAACUGCCAGAAAGAUCUCAAAAACGUGUCUGGGAACACGGCACUGCAUCUAGCAAGUGCAAAAUGUCACAACAAAUGCAUUGAAGCUCUGGUGAAUAAUGGCGCCAAUGUGAACGCAAAGGACAGCGAUGGCGAUACCAGCCUCCAUAUUGUCAUGAUAAAAGCCUCCAUGAAAGACAUCCUUGGAGUUACUCCAAUGGGAAAGUUGAUGGAACUUAUCAAUGCAGCUCAAAGUGGAGGCGAUGCGAAUGAUGAAAAGUUAAACCUCGUUGCCAUCGCUGUUUAUUUCAUCAAAAAUGACGCAGACAUCUACAUUAAGAACAACAAGGGACAGAAUGUACUUGAUGUCGUUGUUAAUCCCUCCAUUGAGAAACUCCUGAAGGAGACUUUCCAGAAGAAAAGAGCGGCAAGGCCAACUUCCGGAAAAAAUGUCAGCUGUAAGGUCAGCUAGACUUCAAGACGGUGCAUCAUCUGAUUCGCGUCACUUAUAGUCAGCUUGAGCCCAAUAAUGAACAUCAUAAAAAUUGACUUUGUUUUGCAUGUGUAAUAGGCCCUACUAAGUUUUAAAAGAUUCUUUAUUGGUUGAAAUUUUGUACUAGGUGGUUUUGUACUAGGUGUACUUGUUUGAGAAAGACACAUUGCUGCCUUAGAUUGGGCGCUAUGGGAUAUAAAACGCCUUUUAAUUAUGGUUGGAAAGACGUUUUAUAAGUACAAUUACGAUCCACACAAAAAGCUCAAAAUUGUGUGGUUGUCCUUUUACUUCGUAAAGUCACAGAAUCCCAAACUAGUCGAUGUGUCCCUUUACUCUUCUGUCAGCUAUAACUUCUUCGGAAGUCUUCCAUUUCUGACGUCCAGUAGAGGAACAAAUAAAAGUAUUUUAGCAGCCACCAAUAAGUGGUUUGAUUGGGUUAUACAUAUAGCUGACAAGGGUGUGACAAACAAUACAUGCUUUAGUAUGUGCUCUGGGAAACCAAAAUGAUUUUUUGGAAACUAUUAAGUCACAAACAGUCUACCCGCAGGUCACUAGUCUCCUUUGUGAUUUAUCUGCAGAAUAUGCAUCGUUUUUUUCGUGCGUGACCUCUAUGUGAAUAAUUAUUAAUCGUUAUGUUGCAGCAAGCUGUUUUUCGUUGGUAUGAUAAAAGCGCCUGUGAGCUGAAUGAGGAUCAGCUCAUUCAUCCCAUGGUAUAGACGGGCUCUUUUGUUAUUUACUUACGCUGCCUUUGUGGUCGGGAUACCAUACCAACGAAAAACAGCUAGCUGCCAUAUUAGUCGAUGAUGUCAUCGUCAGCCAAUCACCGUGCAGGAAAACCAUUCUGUCUAAUAGUUGAUUUUUUCGUAAU